GUACAUUCUCCCCCUGCAUUGCAGGUAGUUACAGACCAAUAAAGAAGCAUGGAACGAAACCGCGCUUCUUUAUCCGCACGUGAAGCAAUACGACGAAGAAUUUCGCAUGCGCUAAGUUAAAAUAGUCCCCUCUAACCCUUUACAAAUCGUCUCUUUUUACCUCUUUUGGUGGAUGUUUUGUUUCGUAAAAUCUAAUAUAUAAAUUCCUUUCGAUUUAAUUUCAUUAUUAAGAGUAUUUAUUUUAAUUUCGAACCGCGGAUGUAUACAAUUUUGCGAGAGCAGCUUAGUAGCAGUCCCAAGUAGAAAUAAUUUUAUCAUUCCAACAAAUCUUUCGGCAGAGCGAAUUAAAAGCGGUUGUCCAUUCCAACUUGGGCUUUGGUACUGCAAUUAUUAUAGUGUAUAUUAUUUUACAUUUAAAAAGUAUUGUAGCCUACAAAAUAGCGAAAAGAUGGCAGAUCAGUUGACAGAAGAACAAAUAGCAGAAUUCAAAGAAGCCUUUUCCCUGUUUGAUAAGGAUGGUGAUGGAACAAUCACAACAAAAGAGUUAGGAACUGUUAUGAGAUCCCUCGGACAGAAUCCAACAGAAGCAGAGCUUCAAGAUAUGAUUAAUGAAGUAGAUGCAGAUGGAAAUGGAACAAUAGAUUUUCCUGAAUUUCUCACGAUGAUGGCCAGGAAGAUGAAGGACACAGACAGCGAAGAAGAAAUCAGGGAAGCUUUCCGUGUCUUUGACAAGGACGGGAAUGGUUUCAUUAGUGCUGCUGAACUGCGUCAUGUGAUGACAAAUCUAGGUGAGAAACUAACAGACGAAGAAGUGGAUGAAAUGAUCAGGGAAGCUGACAUAGAUGGAGACGGACAAGUUAACUAUGAAGAAUUCGUAACAAUGAUGACAUCAAAGUAAAAGGAAAGAAAAAGCAGUUCAAGAAGUUCAGAUCUUUUUACCUCUUCUAUUUUAAGGUUCGUGUAUUAUAGAAGUUCAUCAUAUGAUGUUGCGCUUGUAAAAAUUUUAUACCAUGUUCUCAAAAAUAAAUAAAAAUAAAAGACAAGGACUAGUAGACGUGGCGAUAGUUUUACGUUCCUUUUCACCUUCUACUACUGUAUGUGAACUACACACAUUCCAUCAACAAAAAUGCUAAGAGUGAAAUCUUGCAGCUUCUUUACACGUGCGGCUGUAAGUCUUAUUCUUCACAUUGCACGUUAUUAAUCAUUUUCAAUAAAAAGUUCUGUCAAAAGAGA
Parasteatoda tepidariorum (common house spider) is the source of this 1233-nucleotide messenger RNA. RefSeq names its product calmodulin. Gene Ontology annotation, molecular function: calcium ion binding. Gene Ontology annotation, cellular component: myosin II complex. Lineage: Eukaryota; Metazoa; Arthropoda; Arachnida; Araneae; Theridiidae. The record is from RefSeq and is a predicted model, not a curated record.